AUGAGGAGUAAGCCGAAAUCUUGUCUUAGUGGUUUUGUUUGGGCCCUACAGAUUUGGAUGUGGGAGCGUAUCCCUGUGGGCGGUAACUUCACCAUUGCUCCGGAAGAACCUUGGGAGUGGCCUUUUGACGGGGAUGAGGAGCGAUAUCCCACUAUCGCAUACACGUGGGCUAAUGUCCAAGUGUCGAGUAUCGCCGCCAUGGGGUGGUACAAGGCAUACAUAAGCGAGCUUGACAUGCUUACUUACAACCAGAUGUUGUGA
Messenger RNA from Triticum turgidum subsp. durum (durum wheat), 261 nucleotides. Lineage: Eukaryota; Viridiplantae; Streptophyta; Magnoliopsida; Poales; Poaceae. The record is from the annotation of a GenBank genome assembly.